CUAGAGGGUCCAGCAAUGUCGCUAUCGCAGCAUAUCAGUGUACGUAGGGAGGCAGAGGGAGAGAGAGAGAGACAGCGCGCUUGCUCCCGGGAGUCGAAAGGCAAAGAAGAUGGAAAAAACACCUUGUGCACUUACCAAAACAUCCAGAGAACUCUCAUGCUAACUAACACACCUCUCGAACUCAUUGCAAGUCUUCGCAAACUCCCGGAAUCUUUUCGCGAGCUCUUGAAAGCCCUCUCGCGAAAUUACACAACUCCCUCGUGAUCACACUAGAAUCCUCAACCCGCCAGAUCCCCGUUCGCCAGCUCUCGCUAAAUCCUUCGUUCCCACCUCUCCAGCGUCGCUACUCCGCCAGACAUGGCUCUCAAGGUCAAGAUUAUUAAAGGAUUCGUCGUGUUUGUAGUCAUGAUGAUGGUGUUCUACCUCGCCCUCACCCUCCUGCUCACCUACAGCUACAUCAGAGAGAAGAGAAUGAGUGUGUGGGAGGUGGUGAGCGCCUUGGGCGGAGACGGGUAUGACCAGGAGCCUACAGUCGUAGACAAAUUAGCUGAGGAAAUCACCACUGACAAGGAUCCUUCUCCUGCUGGAGGCGCUGCUGGACACCUCAACACAAAUAAUGCUUCGACGAAGCUCCAGAAAAUUGAAGUUCCGGAGAUGGGUCCCAAUUUCACUCCUCCUGUUCUAGUGCUUCUACUGAGCUCUAUGCCUCGAAGCGGCUCGACGUUGCUGACGGAAAUCCUCUCUGUGGCAAACGAGUCUGUCGUGUUUUUCGAGCCGCUGUGGCCAGUGGAAAAGAGGAAAUGCAUCGAGGACGAGCAGUGCGUGGCGCAGUACCUGGCCGACGUCUUCACCUGCCACUAUCGUCCCGACUUCGAGAAAUGGCUGAAAACAAAGAUUCUUUUCCUCAGCUACUUCAACCCGGACGCUAAGAACUGCACAAAAAAUGAGGACAGGAAAUCAAUGGAGUCGUGUAUCAGCUCCCUGAGCUUGAAAGGAGCGUGCUUGGCAGCGCCAAUCAGGAUCAUCAAGGUCAUUCGCGCUAGGUUAUCAUGGAUGACCAACUUGCUAUCAGAUCCACUUUUAAACCUUAAAAUAAUUCACCUCACCAGGGACCCUCGUGGGUCUCUCAACUCCAUUAAUAGAUUUAAAAAUUGGAAUAAAAAUCCCCAUGACCGAUGCAUAGGCUUACAAGAGGACAUGAACGUGUAUGACAAACUUCACAAGCAGUUUCCCUCAAAAUUAAUACAGAUUAAGUACGAAGAUCUAAGCAUCCAUCCGCAUAGCAUCAUCGGAGAAAUCUUACAAUUCCUCUACGGCGAUGCCACUUUGCCAGACGAUAUGGAAGAUUAUAUCUCGUCUCAUAUGUCCAAUCAGUCCGUCAACAAUGUUAUGAGCACAAUUAAAAACAGCAAUAAGCAAUACGAAGCUUGGCGCUAUAAGAUCUCUGAGAAAGUCCUGAACAGUAUUGAAACAGAGCCUACCUGUCUUGAGCCGAUAAAACGAAUGCGAUACACACUAUUUGGGUCUACGAUCUAUGCCAAAAAUUCUAGUAUUUCCUUGUUUCUAUCCUGAGGCUGAUUAUCCCUUAAAUCUUGCGCCUUUUCUUGGAAAUAACCGAAAAUUUUCAUAUCGAAUGAAAGAAAUGUUAUCGGUUAUAAUAUAUACAUAUGACAACUCAUUGUGUUUACUCCACCAGCAGUGUCAAAAUGGGCCACAUAGAGUGUCCAAACAGUGAAGACAGUGUCAUUUAUAUCCUAAAUCAGUGCCGGGUACUUUCGUACUGAGCAGCUUCAACAACUGAUUUGAUCAAGUCAGUUGUUUUUGUCUGAUAUCUGGUGCCUCUGUUCUCUCUUUUAAUAGAGCUUCAGAGUCCUACAAAUAGAACUAAUUAUCCAUCAAUUACCAUAAAGCAUUUUGAAUGACAGUUUGAUACCAGUGAUCUAUUUAUAUAUUUUUUUUUAAAUUAGAACUUCAUUCGCUACUUAUGAAAAUUGUGGCGCAGUGCCUCUGAGAACUUUUUAAGCAUAGUUAGCAAGGGGUGACUUAGCACCACAAUAUACUCUCCUGAAACUCUGGAGAGUACUUCGUCAGGGUGUAAUUGGCCCUUGUUUGACUUUAGAGUUGUUUUAAUUCAUAUCUAACUUCUCCCCUAAUAAAUAUUUAUUUUUU
Messenger RNA from Procambarus clarkii (red swamp crayfish), 2169 nucleotides. Its product is annotated as carbohydrate sulfotransferase 3-like. Gene Ontology annotation, biological process: sulfur compound metabolic process; N-acetylglucosamine metabolic process. Lineage: Eukaryota; Metazoa; Arthropoda; Malacostraca; Decapoda; Cambaridae. The record is from RefSeq and is a predicted model, not a curated record. Gene Ontology annotation, molecular function: N-acetylglucosamine 6-O-sulfotransferase activity.